ACAUGCCUGAGGCAAAACCAGCGGCCAAGAAGGCACCAAAAGGCAAGGAUGCCCCCAAGGAGGAGCCCCCCAAAGAGGCUCCUGCAGAGCCCCCCAAAGAAGCCCCGCCGGAGGACCAGUCCCCCACUGCCGAGGAGCCCACUGGAAUUUUCCUGAAGAAGCCAGACACUGUAUCAGUGGAGACUGGAAAUGACGUGGUGAUUGUGGCAAAGCUGAAUGGGAAGGAGCUCCCGGCUAAACCGACCGUCAAGUGGUUCAAAGGGAAGUGGCUGGAGCUGGGCAGCAAGAGCGGAGCCCGGUUCUCCUUCAAAGAAUCUCACGAUGCAGCCAGCAAUGUUUACACGGUCGAACUGCACAUUGGGAAGGUGGUCCUGGGGGACCGUGGCGAUUACCGUCUGGAGAUUAAGGCCAAGGACCUGUGUGACAGCUGCCCAUUCAACAUCGACGUGGAGGCACCCCGUCACGACACCUCUGCCGGAAGUCUGGAAAGCUUCAAGCGCUCGGGAGAAGGGAAAUCGGAGGACGCGGGCGAGCUGGACUUCAGCGGCCUGCUGAAGAAGAGGGAGGUGGUGGAGGAGGAGGAGAAGAAGAAGAAGAAGAAGGACGAGGACGACCUGGGCAUCCCCCCGGAGAUCUGGGAGCUCCUGAAGGGGGCCAAGAAGAGCGAGUACGAGAAGAUCGCCUUCCAGUACGGCAUCACCGACCUGCGGGGCAUGCUCAAGCGCCUCAAGAAGGCCAAGGUGGAGGUCAAGAAGAGUGCAGCCUUUACCAAGAAGCUGGACCCGGCCUACCAGGUGGACCGCGGUAACAAGAUCAAGCUGGUGGUGGAGAUCAGCGACCCUGACCUGCCUCUCAAGUGGUUCAAGAACGGCCAGGAGAUCAAGCCGGGCAGCAAGUAUGUGUUUGAGAACGUGGGCAAGAAGCGCAUUCUCACCAUCAACAAGUGCACGCUGGCGGACGACGCGGCCUACGAGGUGGUGGUCAACGACGAGAAGUGCUUCACGGAGCUCUUUGUCAAAGAGCCGCCUGUCCUGAUCGUCACGCCCCUCGAGGACCAGCAGGUGUUUGUGGGCGACCGAGUGGAAAUGUCGGUCGAGGUGUCGGAGGAGGGUGCUCAGGUCAUGUGGAUGAAGGAUGAAGUGGAACUGACACGAGAGGACUCCUAUAAAUCCCGCUACCGCUUCAAGAAGGACGGCAAACGUCACAUACUCAUCUACUCGGACGUGACUAAGGAAGAUGGGGGGCGCUACCGGGUCAUGACCAACGGUGGCCAGUGUGAGGCCGACCUCAUCGUGGAAGAGAAACAGCUGGAGGUGCUGCAGGACAUCGCGGACCUGACGGUCAAGGCCUCAGAGCAGGCUGUGUUCAAGUGCGAGGUGUCUGAUGAGAAGGUGACGGGCAAGUGGUACAAGAACGGGGUGGAGGUGCGGCCCAGCAAGAGGAUCACCAUUUCCCACGUGGGGAGGUUCCACAAGCUGGUGAUUGAUGACGUCCGGCCUGAGGAUGAGGGGGACUACACCUUCGUGCCUGACGGCUAUGCCCUAUCCCUCUCGGCUAAGCUCAACUUCCUGGAAAUCAAGGUGGAGUACGUGCCCAAGCAAGAGCCACCCAAGAUCCACCUGGACUGUUCCGGGAAGACCUCAGAUAAUUCCAUCGUUGUUGUGGCCGGCAACAAGCUGAGGCUGGACGUGUCCAUCACAGGGGAGCCCCCUCCCGUUGCCACCUGGCUGAAGGGCGAUGAGGUGUUCGCGAGCACCGAGGGCAGGGUCCGUGUCGAGCAGCGCGCCGACUGCAGCAGCUUUGUCAUUGAGAGCGCGGAGCGGGCUGACGAGGGCCGCUACACCAUCAAGGUCACCAACCCAGCCGGCGAGGACGUGGCCUCCAUCUUUCUGCGGGUUGUGGAUGUUCCAGAUCCCCCGGAGGCUGUGCGUGUCACCUCCGUCGGAGAGGACUGGGCCAUUCUUGUAUGGGAACCCCCCAAGUAUGAUGGGGGGCAGCCGGUCACUGGUUACCUUCUAGAACGCAAGAAAAAGGGUUCCCAGCGCUGGAUGAAGCUCAACUUCGAGGUCUUCACGGAGACCACGUACGAGUCCACCAAGAUGAUCGAGGGCGUCCUCUACGAAAUGCGUGUCUUCGCGGUCAAUGCCAUCGGGGUCUCCCAGCCCAGCAUGAACACCAAGCCCUUCAUGCCCAUCGCGCCCACCAGUGCGCCCCAGCACCUGACCGUGGAAGACGUGACCGACACCACCACCACGCUCAAGUGGAGGCCCCCCGACAGGAUCGGGGCGGGCGGCAUCGACGGGUACCUGGUGGAGUACUGCGUGGAAGGCUCCGAGGAGUGGAUUCCUGCCAACAAGGAGCCCGUGGAACGCUGCGGCUUCACGGUCAAGGACCUCCCGACCGGGGCCAAGAUCCUCUUCCGCGUCGUGGGGGUCAACAUCGCCGGCCGGAGCGAGCCGGCCACCCUGGCCCAGCCAGUCACCAUCCGGGAGAUCGUGGAGCAGCCCAAGAUCCGCCUGCCCCGCCACCUCCGUCAGACCUACAUCCGCAAAGUGGGGGAGCACCUCAACCUGGUCAUCCCCUUCCAGGGAAAGCCGCGGCCGCAGGUGGUGUGGACCAAGGGCGGGGCCCCCGUGGACACCUCCCGCGUGCACGUGCGGACCAGCGACUUCGACACGGUGUUCUUCGUGCGCCAGGCGGCGCGCUCCGACUCGGGCGAGUACGAGUUGUCGGUGCAAAUCGAGAACAUGAAGGACACGGCCACCAUCCGCAUCCGCGUCGUGGAAAAGGCAGGGCCAGCGGAGAACGUGAUGGUGAAGGAGGUGUGGGGCACCAACGCGCUGGUGGAGUGGCAGCCGCCCAAAGACAACGGCAACAGCGAGAUCACCGGCUACUUCGUGCAGAAAGCUGACAAGAAGACCAUGGAGUGGUUCAACGUGUACGAGCACAUCCGGCACACGAGCUGCACCGUGUCCGACCUCAUCGUGGGCAACGAGUACUACUUCCGCGUCUACAGCGAGAACAUCUGCGGCCUCAGCGACUCACCCGGGGUCUCCAAGAACACAGCACACAUCCUCAAGACAGGUAUCACCCUCAAGCUGCUCGAGUACAAGGAGCAUGACUUCCGCAUGGCACCCAAGUUCCUCACGCCACUCAUCGACCGUGUGGUAGUGGCCGGCUACGCGGCCGCCCUCAACUGCGCUGUCCGCGGCCACCCCAAGCCAAAGGUGGUCUGGAUGAAGAACAAGAUGGAGAUCCACGAAGACCCCAAGUUCCUAAUGACCAACCACCAGGGGGUGCUGACGCUCAACAUCCGCCGGCCCUCGCCCUUCGACUCGGGAACCUACUCCUGCCGGGCCUUCAACGAGCUGGGCGAGGCGCUGGCCGAGUGCCGGCUGGAUGUGCGGGUGCCACAGUGAGACCUCCCUGGGCCGUGAGUUGGUGUCUCUGAGUCAGCAUCACUGCUGAGAAUAAAAGCACACCC
Messenger RNA from Ochotona curzoniae (black-lipped pika), 3484 nucleotides. It is a transcript of the gene MYBPC2, whose product is annotated as myosin binding protein C2. Bases 3 to 3419 code for a protein of 1138 amino acids. The transcript has 28 exons. Lineage: Eukaryota; Metazoa; Chordata; Mammalia; Lagomorpha; Ochotonidae. Gene Ontology annotation, molecular function: protein binding. The record is from RefSeq and is a predicted model, not a curated record.